AUGGUGCUCAAGAAUUGGCUGAACCUUGCUAUCUCCACGCUCUACGGAUGGGCCAAGAGUUUCCUUCUUGCUGUGGUCUCAGUCGUCCACACGUCUUGUGGCUGGCUGAUGGGCUCUCGUGCGGAGUGGAAAACUCUUUUUCACACGGGCAAUGACGCAGCUUGUGUUGUCAGAGCUACUACCACCUUUGGAUUUGAUGAGAGAGUGCAAGUCGCUUCCCUUCGCAUUCAACAGCAUGGCAGCCACAACCUCUAUCGCGUCAUGGUGGACGGUGACUUUGUUGUGGAUAGGAAUGAGGAAGGACCAAUCCGUGGAGACUGUGUUGCCGGAGCAAUCUAUUUGCCUGAUGCCUCGCCUUGGUUACCAACUACCAAGAAAUGCAAGGGAGAAAACACCAAGAGUCUCCGCGGCAGGAGUUUCAUGCUAACUUUUCCUGCCAAUGCAGAAGGUUUGGACUCCUUGCAGAUCACUUUUAUCUACCCCAAUGAGUCCAAAAUGGAAGCCAAAGAGUACAUUGGGAUGUUUGAAGCAGUUUGGUCUGCCAUGGUCGAGGACAACAACAACAACAAGAAGAAGAACGAUGACAAGAGCGAUUGA
This is a messenger RNA of Seminavis robusta, 597 nucleotides long. The record is from the annotation of a GenBank genome assembly. Lineage: Eukaryota; Bacillariophyta; Bacillariophyceae; Naviculales; Naviculaceae.